Molecule: messenger RNA, 2937 nt
Organism: Lycium barbarum (goji berry)
Lineage: Eukaryota; Viridiplantae; Streptophyta; Magnoliopsida; Solanales; Solanaceae
Exons: 2
Coding region: 1296-2867 (523 amino acids)
Biological process (GO): amino acid transmembrane transport
Source: RefSeq, a predicted model, not a curated record
UUAUAAAUGUAAAAACCAUGAUCAUUGAAAAUAUAAACACGUGACAAGGUAAAUUUAAAUUUACGUUGAGGAAAUCUCAUAAGACAUAAUCUCUCAUUAGCAAAACAUAGACUACAAAGGAAGCACAUGAUCCAUUUUGGGGCUAUCCAACUAGUUGGAAUUAUGGCUUAAUGUUGGUGUACUUAUAUUAAAUUCUUGUCCGGUAGAAGGUCCUUUUAGUCCUGCUAAAAGAUUUGUCUUUUUUGGUAGAAAAAAGGAUUAGAGAACUCCAAAUGAUUGAGUAUUGGAAUGAUAUAUUAACACGUGUAAAGUCAGAUUCGACCAUUUUUUUGUAAAGAUAAGCCAUACCAAAAAAAAAAAAAAAAAAGGUAAAAAUUCCUGUGUUGUUUGGAUAAAUUAGCCCAAACACAACAGCUAUUCUUCCAAGCACUUUUAAAAAAAAUCCAUUUUGAAAAAAUAAUAAUUUGAAAACAGUUAAAUUUUAAAAGUUUGGCCAAAUAAUGAGUUAUUUAGGACUAGUUUGGCCAUGAGAAUUUUCACUUUUUCCGAAAAAAAAUUUCACUUUAUUUGAAAUCAGUGUUUGAUCAUGGAAAUUUCAAAUACAACGAAAACUCUGUUUUCACUUUCUUUUCACCUUUUUCACUUUGUACAUUUAAACAGUCAAUUCUUUGCAAAAAAUUAUAACCUAACAUAACUCCAUCUUUAACUCUAACUUCAAAAUUCUAAAAAAAAAAAAAAAAAUGGUUUUCAUGAACAAACUGCUGCUUAGCCUCAAUUGGAGAACUAGAAGUUUGGCCACACAAUGAGUUAUUUAGCCUUAAUUGAAGCCUUCUUUUUGGUAGGGUCUAGGAAUCAUACAAGAUUCUCCUUAAAAAAAUAAGUACAAUAAAACUGAUUCUUGCUACCCACGUGCUUAGGCAAAAAAUGAAACCCUUCACAUAUUAGUAUUUGUCAUACCGCCGCCUGAAUAUUCAGCUCUAAGGGGCCCUUCUUCUGGAAGCUGGAAUCAGUCAGAACUCAUUUCAAACACCUUUUCAUUUACUUUUUCAAUCUUUUCCCUUUUUCCUCACAACCCCAUUUCUUGUAUUUUAUUACUACUGAUUAAAAAAAAUCCAUUGAAAAAACUUUUUUUUUUCUAUGUUACUUGUCAAAUGCAAUCUAAGAAACUCAUUUUUACACAGAUAAAUAAGGGAUAGGAUUGUUCUUUUUUAACCCAAUGCAAAGGACUAGGAGCUAAAUCAAAGGUGGAGUCUUGAAGGAUUCUUGAAAAAAAAAAAAAAAUUGGGUAUCUGAAAAUGCUUCUUUCACAGCAUUUCAAGAUUCAAUUUUUUAGACACCAUAGUUCUCAUACUGAGUAUAUAGCUCAUGGGAAAAGCUUAAAAGUUCCAAGCUUUAAGCAACUACUCUAUAAGCCCACUAAGGGCAUAAAUAUAGAUAAAAAUCUAUGUCUACAUACAUUUAGGUGUGUAAAGCACAAAUCUUUAGCUGUCUCUUUAGAUGCAGCUAGUGAAAGUUGCAAUCUUGAACAAAAAUUUGAAGUGGCUCAAGAAAGUUGCAAUCUUGAAAAAAAAAUUGAAGUGGCUAAAGAAAAAAGCUUUUGGGGUGCUGUAAGUUUGGUUGUUGGUACAGCUGUAGGGCCAGGAAUGUUGGGAUUACCUGCAUUAACUGUAAAAUCUGGUCCACUUCCAUCAACUAUAUCCCUUUUAUUGACUUGGGUUUAUGUCAUUUCCUCUAUUAUUCUUGUAGCUGAGCUUAGUUUUGCAGCAAUGGAAGAAGAUGGUGUUGAUGAAGUUAGCUUCACUAGUCUUGCAACUAAGGCAUUAGGCAGCAAAAUUGGAUCUUUUGUUGCUUUGGUUUAUGCUUCACUAACUUUUGCUUUGUUGGUAGCUUGUGUUUCUGGCAUUGGUUCAAUAAUUUCUCAGUGGUUUCCUAAAAUCAAUCCAAUUCUUGCAAAUGGGAUAUUUCCAUCACUAGUUGGGAUAGUUCUAUGUUUGUUACCUUUUAAGGUUAUUGAUGUGACAAACAGGUGCCUAUGCAUUAUAAUGCUUUUCUCCAUAACAGCAUUAGUAGUAAUUGGAGUAUUUGUUGGGAGAAUGAGUAUUCUUGAUUCUUUUGGAUUUGCUUCUUGGAGAUUUUCCUCAGUCUUGCCUGCUAUUCCUGUGGCUGUACUUACAAUGGGGUUCCAUGUAAUUACACCAUUCAUUUGUAAAAUUGCUGGAAACACUGUACAUGAUGCUAGAAAAGCAAUAAUUCUAGGUGGGGUUAUUCCUUUAGUUAUGGUUGUAUCAUGGAAUUUGAUUGUUUUGGGACUUUCUGGGAACAGUGGUUCAUUUGUGUCGAGUGAUCCAAUAUCGCUCUUGCUGUCUGUUAAUUCCUCUGCUCUACCAGCAGUUCAAGGUUUUGCAUUUUCAGCAUUGGCUACUAGCUUGAUAGGAUAUGCUGUUAGCUUCCCGAAGCAGGUUAUCGAUACCUUGGAUUUGAUCUUUACUAAUUCUAGUCCAUCUAGAGUAGGCAAAGUUGGUUCAGCCAGUUUCAGGUUGAGGCAAAAUCUUGGAAAUGCAGGGAAAGUCUCUUAUGAUGCUUCAGAAGUUAGAAAGGAAUAUGGUUUCAAAUCUUUGCAAAGCAUUGUGAUGCCUUUUGUACUAGCUUUGCCAGUUCUCAUUGGUUCUUUCUUUCCUUCAACAUUUUCAAGAGCUCUUGAUUUUGCUGGGAUUUACGCGAACUGCUUUCUGUUUGGCAUCCUUCCCCCGGUGAUGACAUACAUUUAUCAGUACAGGAGAAAACUCAGGUUAGGGAUCCUCCCAGGAGGAGAUGGUGUUCUACUACUACUUUUAACCAUAUCUGUUAUUCUAGGCAUUUGGCAUUAGUCUUGUACUUCUCUGCUAGCUAGACUUGCACUAUCAAUACAUGUAAUUUUCCUAAUUCUUGAAGGUUCAA